Messenger RNA from Didymodactylos carnosus, 723 nucleotides. The record is from the annotation of a GenBank genome assembly. Lineage: Eukaryota; Metazoa; Rotifera; Eurotatoria; Philodinida; Philodinidae.
AUGGGUACGAAACAUCUCCUACGUACUGAGAUAUCGUCGUCAUUAUAUAAUUCGUGUCCCAGUGCAUAUAAAUACAGUGUAUCAAACAUGGAUGAUAAUACUGACAAGGAUAAAUUUAGUGAUUAUGCAAAUGAACAUAGUCCAACUGAAAAGUUUUUAGGUACGCACCCGACAAAAAAUACUAGUUAUGAAAAUGAGUCGAAUUGUUGUUCGAAAUGGUGGCAUCAAGGUUUCCCACAUCAACGUCAUAUUUGUCAUGUAGUAGAACAAACAUAUUUUCAUAUACUCAUUAUAUUUUUUGUUUUUAUUGAUUGUAUACUAGUUCUCGUUGAAAUAAUGCUUGAUAUUAUUAAAUUGAAAAGUGAAUGUGAACAGCACGACCAUCAUAAUGAAUACAUCGAAUUAACGCUAGAAAUUUGUCAUUAUUCGAGUAUCGCUAUCUUAUCAUUAUUCGUUAUUGAACUCUUUGUUAAAAUCUAUGCAUUUGCAAGAACCUAUUGGAACUUACAUGAGAAAAAGAUGGAAUACUUAGAUGCUGUUAUUGUUCUUUUAUCAUUAGCCAUUGAUCUGUACUUUUUGAAAGGCGAAGAAAAAGCAAUUGGUCACCGAACGUUGUUAAUUGUAUCGUUUCGCCUAUGGCGAAUUGUUCGAAUUAUUAACAGUAUGUAUAAACAGAAAAUAUUCAGACCCGGUCUCUGCACGACACAAUUGAUUCAAAAGUAA